Penicillium manginii is the source of this 1764-nucleotide messenger RNA. RefSeq names its product SRF-type transcription factor RlmA (gene rlmA). The transcript has 4 exons. Gene Ontology annotation, biological process: positive regulation of transcription by RNA polymerase II. Bases 1 to 1764 code for a protein of 587 amino acids. Lineage: Eukaryota; Fungi; Ascomycota; Eurotiomycetes; Eurotiales; Aspergillaceae. Gene Ontology annotation, molecular function: protein dimerization activity; RNA polymerase II cis-regulatory region sequence-specific DNA binding; DNA-binding transcription factor activity, RNA polymerase II-specific. The record is from RefSeq and is a predicted model, not a curated record.
AUGGGUCGCAGAAAGAUUGAGAUCAAAGCGAUCAAAGAUGACCGCAAUCGCUCCGUCACAUUUUUAAAGCGAAAGGGUGGCCUCUUCAAGAAGGCGCAUGAACUUGCUGUUCUUUGUUCCGUCGAUGUCGCCGUGAUUAUCUUUGCCCAGAACAAGAAGCUGUACGAGUACUCCUCGUCGGAUAUGCCAGAGGCUCUCGCCCGCUAUCAAUACUACGGCCCUCCACACGAACACAAAGGUCCCGAAGAUUUCGCGGGUAAGCGUGACGAUGACGAUGAAGAGGAUGAGAUGACCCCCGCGCCAGAGGAUCUCCAGGCAGUUCAGCAGAGUCAUGCCGUCGUUCCACCACAUCUUCACCAAACGGGUUUCCAGCACGUCAACCACGCUCCCUCCGCCUCUCCUCCUAUCCCCAACGGACUACCGCCGCGACAUGGCACCCCUCAGUCACAAAAUCUCUCGCGCCCUUCAUCAAGAAACCACAUUCGCCGUGUCAGCUCCAAUCUGGGUCCGCAUCAACACGGAACCCCGCCUCCUCCCCCUGCUCCCCAAAAUGGCUUCGCAUAUAUGCCCAACCCUUCCAUGUAUAAUCCCAAUAUCCAUUCGGCAAUGGGACAGCCGCGCCCUGGCCAAUACCCAGGAUAUGGUCAUCCUCCACCGGGUCCGCAGGGGACACCGCCUCAGACGAUUCAUCACCCACAUGGCCUUCCCCCUCAGCACGGCGUCCCCCCUCAGCACGGCCUUCCCCCUCAGCAGAUGCAGCCUCACCAAGGUCCUCAGCAAUUCCAACAUCCACAUGCUGUAGCGCCACAACCCAUGGGAAUGCCACCGGUAUCUCAUGCACCGGUUCAACAGGUCCCCCAAGUCUAUAUCCCAGAGCAAGGCCGGGCAUCGAUACCACCAACAUAUGCACCCGAGAGCCAGCAGGAAAGCACAGUACCCGUUUCUGAGAGCUCGCAGGAUGCCCCCAGCGGCAUCUUCACACCAAUUGACGAUCGUGGGUCCAUGCUUGCUCGACAUUUCGGAGGAGCUCCAAUGUAUGAGUCUCCGCGAGAUCAAAAAAUAGAAACCUCUCAGGAAAAUUCGCAUAACCUGAAACCUCCAUCUGUUCCCCCGAUGAGCGCAGUGUCAGAACCUCCACGUCCACCAGCCAUGUCAUCGACGCCAGAUAUCAAACCCCCGUCGCGAACUAAUAGUGGAGCACUCACGUCCAAAAGACCACAAUUAAAGGUGCAAAUUCCAAGUGAACAUUCUGAUCAGGGGAGUGCAACUGCGGGAUCAUCUUCCCGGGAUUCCGCUGGGAACAACACUGGGACUCCCGCCAAGGAAAAUCCUCAGACAGGCGUCGUAUUACCGCCCCCAUCACCUUCAGCAGGGGCAAUACUCAGUGCUGGCGCCCAGGGACCUCCCAAUCCAUUUGCUAGGCCCCCACCCCCAGUCGCUGCCUCGCAGGGUAAUGCAUACGGCAACAGAGGCGCCACGAAUAGCAACGGAAGCAAUUCAAACAACAUCGAGACACCUCUCUCCGCCCUUCCGAGUCGAUACAUGUCAGAUCAUCUCCUUCCUUCGCCAUCCAGCUUUUUCUCCGAAUGGGGCCUCGGCCGGUCGGGCCCGGAUUCCAACUUACUCCCCAGCCCUCUCAGUUUCCCAACUCCAGCGGUGCAAAGCGGUCCUAGUUUCGUCAGCCAAGACGAACAGGACAAAAAGCGCAAGAGCCCUGAUAGUGGGUCUACGGAAGAAGGAGCAAGCAAAAAACCAAAAACAUAA